Messenger RNA from Arabidopsis thaliana (thale cress), 414 nucleotides. RefSeq names its product Paired amphipathic helix (PAH2) superfamily protein. Gene Ontology annotation, biological process: negative regulation of DNA-templated transcription; regulation of DNA-templated transcription. The coding region runs from base 1 to 414 and encodes 137 amino acids. Lineage: Eukaryota; Viridiplantae; Streptophyta; Magnoliopsida; Brassicales; Brassicaceae. The transcript is spliced from 3 exons. Gene Ontology annotation, cellular component: nucleus. The record is from RefSeq and is marked reviewed. Gene Ontology annotation, molecular function: transcription corepressor activity.
AUGGUGGGAGGAGGAAGUAAACAUGUUGGAGAAGGAAGUAAACCGAGGGCAACUAAAGAUGACGCGUAUGCAUAUCUUAGGGCUGUGAGGGCUAAAUUUCAUAAUGAUAGUAAAAAAUAUGACGAUUUUGUUGCGGUCAUGACAAAUUUUAAAGCUCGAAGAAUUGAUAGGGAUGGUUGCAUAAAAGAGGUGGAACAACUGCUUAAAGGACAUAGAGAUUUGAUUUCGGGUUUCAAUGCAUUCUUACCAAAGUGUUUGGAGAUAAAAAAUUAUUACUUUGGGGCAGGAGAGGAUCUUGAAGUCGUUUACACUGCGAAGAGGAAACUUCUUGCUCGUUCGGUAACUAAACGAUCAUCAUCAUCUUCUUCUUCUUCGUCCGUUUAUUUUCUCUUUCGUUCAUGUGAAAUCAUCUGA